GAUAACUUUCAGAUUUGUUUCGUCCAUAGAGUUUCAUACACUAAUUAUUGUAAGAAACUCUAUGGUUUCAUCCGCUUGCGAGUUGGUAACUUUCAGUUUCGUUUCUCCCGCCCGAUGAACUUCGAAGUACUUUCGGUUUCGUCCACUUCCGAGUUCCUCCGGAAGUGGUGGAGAACGCAGAGAGCAAACAGAGAGCAUAAAACAUGGCAUAAAACAGGUGUGCGAGAGUAGGUGAGAGCAUAGAAUUUCCUACAAAAAUUAAUUUUUGUUGCAAACUCUAUGGGCGAGAGGUACGAACACGGUCAUUUGAGAAAUCGCCCAACAUUUGUGCGCAGGCGCAAGUACAAGCGUCUACACGAGCCUGCGCGAAGUGUAGGUAAAAACAAAACAAAAACAAAAAAAUAACCCUAAUAGCGUCGUGAUGUGGCACGGUGAGUUCGUGGUUACGUCAUGUGGUUGAAGCACGUCGUGGGUUGAAGUUUCAGUUUCGCUUUCCAGCACUUCUGAGAGGGCGCUGAGAUACUUCCGUUUCAUACACCGCUUUCGAUUUUUCUUUCGUCUCUAAGGCGGAAGUAGCGGAGGGAGGGAGUUAUCAGCAGUUUGCUCGGGCCGCUGCUCCACGGGUUCCACUGCUCCAUCUGUCUGCGAUACCGUCACAGUCGUCGGCGGGCACGGUAAACGCGCGCGCGCGCCGUUGCAUCUAGCGGCCGGGGAUGCCUGCUCAAGAGCACAGCCGCAGAGGAGCGCAGCGCUCGUAAAAGUGCCUUCCACUAGAUGUUGCACAGGGCUUGCGUGAACAGCGGCGGUCAACGGAACACCAUAACGCGCUUGCCGAAAGCGAGUCGAGAAGUGGCAAAGAGACACUUGCAACUUAUCGUGCGAUCAGUGAACGCUGUCUUCUGCGCGGAGGGCAGAGUGCACGCGUGCAGACGCCCGGCUCCAGUUGGGACGAAUCACUAGGAACAGUCAAAGAUUUCGAAGGUGCCGCGCUGGAGGGAGUUGUGACGUGGCCCGCCCAUGUGGCCACUGCUGCAGCGUGCUGACGUCGCCGGCUGCGGCGGUGGGCUGGUGUCUGUGACCGCCGGCAGCGCCACCGAGCGACAGAAUGGCGCACGUGCUGCUUCCCUGCGACGUGCCCACGUGGCCCGAGGUGGAGCGCCACUUGAGCCAGCUCCGGUUCGCCCACUCGCCGGAGCAGCUGGUGGCCGACAUGCAGCGCAUCUACGACCUCUGCUGCGUGGGCCUGGACCCGGAGGACCCCCCGCGGGAGGAGAUCCGCCUGGACCUUCUCAAGCGAUUCCUCAAGUCCCUCUCGGCCGACGAGAGCCGCAGGUUCUUCGAGUCCACGCUGCCCGCGCUCAUCACCUACGCGAUGCGGCUGCGCGAGCUGCGGCCGACCGGCGGCUUCCUCUACUGCCUCCAGCAGCAAGAGGGCAUGUUCGCGCUGAGCCGUCCGUUCGUCGCCUCGCUGCUGGCCAACUCGUUCUUCUCCACCUUCCCCAAGCGCACUUCGCGGACCCACCCGACGCUGCUCGACUUCAACUGCUCCGAGCUGUUUCCCUUCCUCGGCACACCGUGCCACUGCGAAAAGCUGCGGAGCCUGUUCGCCUACUUCGACUGCACCUACCAGGAUGAACCGGAGGGCACCGUGUACUUCUGCAGGCAGCAGGUGACUGCCCCCAAGAACCAGAUGUCGCUGCCUGAGUGGAUGUGCAGCGACUGUCCCCUAUGCCCGCUCAUGGUCCGCACCAGAGGACUGAUCGAGGACGCCGAACCGAUCCUGCUCAAGUGCUAUCCAUCUAGCGCCAACGCCGGAAGUGAUUUUCUCGGAAGCAAUUGCACAAUGGAGUGCUCGGUGUUCCUCAGCUGUCCCGAGGUGCUGGCCGCGCUGCUCUUCGUCGAGCUCCUGGGCGACAACGAAGCGCUCACCGUGGACGGCCUGUUGCCACUCGACCCGAGGCCACGGGUCAGCGGCGAACCGGUAUUCAGCCCUUCCGAGUGCUCCGUGUGCCUUCUGGACUUCAAGGACCAUUCCUCUCGGCCGGUGGCGCAGUUCGAGGACGCGUUCCUGCUCCGCGAGUUCAACAAGUGUCUCGUGGCCUUCAGACAGGCCCUCACCCAGCGUAGACCCUCACCUGUGGGCCAGAGUUCGAGCUCGAGCGCUGCCGGCCACGAUCCACCCUGUUUCCACUCGCUGUCCUCUUCCAAGACGUCGUCCUCCCGGAGCAGCGCGCACGCCCCUGACUCCCCGCCAGACAAUCUGCAGGGCCUGCGUGGCCACGAACACUUCGUAGAGUGCAAGCCACCGCUCGCAGACCGUUUGGGAACGAAUACGGCCACCGUUUCAGUUGACAAAGCUGACCUGCAGUGCACGAUCAAGCGGGGUCAACAGUCGGAGAGUCAAGCACCCACAUUAGCCUGUGUAUUGGGGGCACUACGAACGAAGGCGGCAGCACAGACCGCCAAACCCGAACCGCCAGUGCCUCCGCAAUGGUCACCUCGAAAGUUCUUCAAAGUACUGAGCUCCAGGAGUCCGAGCCCGACCCCGCCGAAACCCGGCAGCACUCGUCCACCUCCACCUGCAGAUACGAAUGCCAAAACUUCGAACGCACCGCCAUCGUUGACGAGCUCAGCUGCUGCCCCAGUUCCUAACAUUGCGAGGCCCUUGGCGACUAAGCCUCCUCCACCUGCCACGAAGAGGAGCCUGCGUUCUCUGGGUGGCUCCAGUUCCAAGGGGUCCAUGGAGAGGAACAAAAGCCUAGAGAAUAUACUUAACAGGAUCUCCGCGAGCCAGCCGUCGACACCUUCGUCGUCGUCGGCGCCACUUCUGACGCAGGCUGUCCUGUGCGCCCAGAGGCAUCCUUCUCCGAGACCCGAGCGACGCGGCAGCGGUUCCCAAGCGGCUAUGGUCUUUCGUCCGGUCAACCUGUCUCCACUGACGUCCCGCAGGUCUGCCUUCCGGCCCGCGGCCGAGUGUCUCCUGGACCAGAGAAGGCAGAGCAGCGGCGGCGGAGGCGCGGCUCCGAUAGCGUUGCCGCACUGCGAGUUUUCUGCACUGAGCAACGCCAGACAGGCGUGCGGCAAGCUCGCGCCGGUGAAAGUGCUGACGUCCCCUCCGGUCUCUUCGCCUCGCGUGCAGCUCUCGAUCGAGUCUGGGCCCGAGGACGACGUGUGGCGCAGGCAAGAGAGCGUCGAGCUCGAGUCACCGGGCGUCGAGCGGCCGCCACCGUCGCCGCGAUGUCCGGACGCCGCGGCGUCGAGGGAGACGGAAGUGUGGACGCUUGCGGAGCAGCAGCAGCCAGCGGCGGAAGAGAGCGCUCCGGCACGAGGUCACCGCAGGACGGUGUCUGGGUCUUCGGCCACGCCGUACGGGUCUCCGUCGGCGACCCUAUCGCUGCCGCGGCUUCCGUCUCAAAAGUCGUGCGACGACGUCUACCACACUGCGGACGAAAGCGUAGAGGACAGCCCGGAGGGACACGGCGUCGACCUCCCGGGCGAGACUCGUCCGCGCUGCCUCAAGUCGCGCCGAGAGCGUUCGCUACGCUCGCACACGAGCGGCGGCGGAGGGUCGAGUGCCUUCUCGUCGGUGUCUCAACGCCUGAGCAGGGACGACUCGGCCAGCUCGGCCGGUUUCGUACUCGACUACCGGAGCGACGACGAAGACUACAUCGCCUUCUCGCUGAGCAAGCACGAAAGGUACGAGGACUUCCGGCGUCGCAUCCGCCGUCGGGGCCGGCGGCUUGCUCGCCGGCUGAGCCGCAGCCUGCGCGCCAGCUACUCGAGCGGCAGCAGCGACAUGGACGACAUCGACGAGGACCCCGAGCUGGGCUUCUCGCGGCCCCAGGCCCCCGUGUGCGCCGUGCGCGCGGCCAACUCCGAGCCCACGCUGCACGUCCUGCUGCCGACCAAGGGCUCGGCGCGCGAGCUCCCGGCGCUGUCCAUCGCCUCCGAGCUGGUCAUGACGUCUUCGCCCGGGCGGCGACAGACGCUGGUCAUGACCACGGGCCAGGGCAUGCCCAAGGCGUACUCCUUCGACGGCGUCAACCCAAACCUGCCAGUUCCUUUCAAGGCCAAGUUCAGGUGCAAGAAGACCUCCGAGGAAACGAGCCACGCGGAAUCCUGCGCAGUCGGCCUGACGCGGCAGGACACCGAGUUCAUCAAGGCGCACUCCUUCCGGCCGGUGUCGCCCGAUCUGUCGGCCGGCACUUCCGAAGAGGACGACGUCGAGAGCGAGCCCGCAGAGCAGGACGAAGACCAGCAGGACUUCGACACGGCCAGCGGCGACAGCGCGGAGAGGAGGCGCGAGAGCUUCGUGUCUGUUGAGGAAGGGCCUCCGCAGGACUCGGAAGAGCCGCAACCGUCGCCAUCGUCAUUCCCGAUGCGCUUGUCGGCGUCUGGCUUGCGCCCCGUGGCCACGUGCCGGUGGGCGCGUGACUGCCUCGACCCGUCCGGAGACCCGCAGCUCGAAGCGCUCGUUCAGUGGAUUGCCGCCAGCGUCGCCGGGGUGCCCGGCCUCGUCAUCUACACCGGCGGCCAGCCCAGUCUCGAGCAGCUGUCCCAGGUGAGCUUCAAGGUAGAUGAGCGUCACUGGACGGUGGGCGACUUGGCGUGCGAGACACUGCGCUUCUGCCGGAAUCGGGUGGCGUUGCACGAAGGCCGAAACAAGUCGAGCAUGCAUCGCGGCACCACGCUGUUCUCCCAGCUGCUGGGACAGAACGCGGCCGCGGCGGCAACGACGACGACGACAGCGCCGAGUCAAGCUGCUGUCGGAAAAGGCGGCACCAGAGCCAGCGAGACUUGUGACGGUGGUAGGGCCGUGCUGCAGACCCACGACUCGCUGGAAUGAACAAAAAGUGAACGAACGCGAAGCAACGAAGGACUCGGUAAUCUGGUGCCGCCACCAUGCCAAACCGACUCUUUGCUCUUGUGACGUAUCGAAAGCUGGCAGUGACGCGUCAGCGGCGACCCCUCAGUAUACGGACUCGACACGCUUCUUCUUUUGCGUGUGAUUGUAUACCCAGCUGAACUCGAAGCAGCCAUAUCGCGUUCGAAAAGAAUCUCUCAUUUAAAUAUCUUUCGGUAUGUUCAUAGAAAAA
Dermacentor andersoni is the source of this 5096-nucleotide messenger RNA. RefSeq lists its product as uncharacterized. Gene Ontology annotation, biological process: ATP generation from poly-ADP-D-ribose; regulation of DNA repair; carbohydrate metabolic process. Gene Ontology annotation, cellular component: cytoplasm; nucleus. Gene Ontology annotation, molecular function: poly(ADP-ribose) glycohydrolase activity. The record is from RefSeq and is a predicted model, not a curated record. NCBI's taxonomy places the organism in Eukaryota, Metazoa, Arthropoda, Arachnida, Ixodida, Ixodidae.